CCCAUCACUAACAAAACCAUGACACCCCCACCAAAAAUUUCCCUGGCUUAACUAAACAUCUAUCGUUCCCGACUUCUUCCUCACUGUCUUGUCCGCACUAUUUAGACACUGUGACAGACGCUACCGGUCUUGUUGCUUGUGUCGGAGACCCAUAGACACCUACCCCUCCUGAUAUCCCACCACCAACGCCCCGGAAUCCAAAACUCGCCCCAGCCCUCUGUCCGGGUUGAUCGCAGCCACACGCCCUCUGCGCUGCGUACACUUUCAUGACCAGAGACAUAUAAGAUUCUGGGCGUAUCUCUAGGCCAUAAUGUCUCUACUCCCUCCAGAAGUGCAAGCGGCUCUCGCUCAGCUGCUUGUGGCGCUGCAAUCCCCCGACAAUGUCCUCCGAACCGAAGCGGAGAAGCAACUGAACGACGACUGGGCGGCUCAGAGGCCGGAAGUGCUUCUGAUGGGCCUGGUCGAGCAGAGUGCCGAAGCAGGCGAUUAUCCAGUGAGAACCUUUGCUGCGGUCCUGUUCCGACGGAUCGCGACACGGACGAAGAAAGAUGAGAGCGGUAAUUUCAAGGAGACGUUUAUUUUACUGUCUCCGGCCCAUCGACAGGCGAUCAAGGCCAAGAUGCUGGAAGGGCUCCGGUUGGCAGAGAACAGAGAACUCCGGAACAAAAUCGGCGAUGCCGUGGCCGAAGUGGCUCGCAUGUACUCCGACGAAGGCGAAGUAUGGGCAGAACUACUUGAGGCCUUGUUCCAAGCCAGCCAGUCGCCGAACCCAGAGGUCCGCGAAAUUGCUUUCCGGGUGUUCUCCAUGACACCGCAGAUUAUCGAGAAGCAACAUGAAGAAGUUGUCCUAGAGUCAUUUACAACGGGGUUCAGGGAUCAAGAUGUUGGGGUCCGGCUAUCCGCCAUCGACGCCUUCUCAGGAUUCUUCCGAUCAAUCAACAGGAAGAGCCAACAAAAAUAUUAUUCCCUCAUUCCCGAAAUCCUCAAUAUCCUCCCUCCUCUCCAAAAUAAUGAACACUCCGACCAGCUGUCGAGAGGCCUCCUGUCCUUGAUUGAACUCGCCGAAACCGCUCCGAAGAUGUUCAAGCCUUUGUUCAGCAACCUUGUCACGUUUGCUGUGUCCGUCAUUCAGGAGACGGACUUGGAUGAUUCAGCCCGACAAAAUGCCUUGGAGCUCAUGGCUACCUUUGCCGAUAAUGCGCCGCAGAUGUGCAAGAAGGACCCGAACUACACCUCGGAGAUGGUCACGCAGUGCUUGUCUCUUAUGACCGAUGUUGGACAGGAUGAUGACGACGCCGAGGAGUGGAACGCUUGUGAAGACCUUGAAGCGGACGACAACGACCUGAACCACGUUGCUGGAGAACAGACCAUGGAUCGGCUCGCAAACCGGCUCGGUGGCGCAGCGCUUCUUCCACCGACAUUCAACUGGCUUCCACGAAUGAUGAACUCCGCCGCGUGGAAAGAUCGACAUGCCGCCCUAAUGGCGAUUUCGGCCAUCUCAGAAGGAUGCCGGGAUCUGAUGAUCGGCGAAUUGGAUAAGGUCCUCAACCUCGUGGUUCCCGCUCUCGAAGACGCGCACCCUCGCGUGCGGUGGGCAGGAUGCAAUGCGUUGGGCCAAAUGAGCACCGAUUUCGCCGGGACGAUGCAGGAGCAAUACCACCGAGUCGUGCUUCCCAGCAUUAUCCCCGUCCUCGAAGCCCCGGAGCCACGCGUGCAAGCGCACGCUGCGGCUGCGUUGGUCAACUUCUGCGAGGAGGCGGAGAAGUCGGUCCUCGAGCCCUACCUCGACAAUCUCCUUAGCCAUCUGUUGCAGCUCUUGCAAAGCCCGAAACGCUUUGUCCAGGAACAGGCGCUCUCCACCAUUGCCACGGUCGCGGAUUCCGCGGAACAGGCCUUUGGACGAUAUUAUGAUACCCUAAUGCCGCUAUUGUUCAACGUGCUAAAGAACGAGCAGGACAAGGAAUAUCGCCUACUAAGAGCGAAAGCCAUGGAGUGCGCAACCCUGAUCGCAUUGGCGGUUGGAAAGGAGCGCAUGGGACAGGACGCGGUAGCUUUGGUCAACCUCUUGGGAGCCAUUCAGCAAAACGUCACCGAGCCCGACGAUCCUCAAGCGUCGUAUCUGCUUCACUGCUGGGGCAGGAUGUGCCGUGUUCUUGGGGCGGACUUCCUUCCAUACAUGGGCGCUGUGAUGCCACCUUUGGUUGAACUGGCCAGUGCCAAGGCGGAUAUUCAACUCCUCGAGGAUGAGGACAAGGUCGCGACCGUCGAGCAGGACGACAACUGGGAGAUCAUCCCCCUCAAAGGCAAAUUCAUCGGCAUCAAAACCAGCACUCUCGACGAUAAGUACAUGGCUAUCGAGCUGAUCGUCAUCUACGCUCAAGUCCUCGAAGCGGCGUUCGAGCCGUACGUGAAGGACAUCAUGGACAAGAUCGCCCUUCCCGGCCUGUCUUUCUUCUUCCACGACCCCGUCCGCACCGCCGCCGCCAAAUGCGUCCCGGCCCUCCUCAACUCGUACAAGAAGGCCCACGGCGGCGAAUCCUCGUUGCUCAUCGAGCUGUGGGAACCGACGAUCCAAAAGAUCCUCGAAGUCGUCGCCACAGAACCCACCAUCGAAUCCCUCGCCAACAUGUACGAAUGCUUCUACGAAUCCGUCGAGAUCCUCGGCCGCGGAUGCCUCACCGACGCGCACAUGGGCGAGUUCGUCAAGAAUGUGCAAGGCGUGCUGGAGGAGUUCGCCGAGCGUGUGCAGGGACGCCUUGAAGAAGCGCAGGAGCGUGAAGAAGGCGACGAGGAGUCGGAGGAAUUCCUCGCUGCCGUCGAGGACGACCAGACGCUGCUGUCCGACAUGAACAAGGCGUUCCACACUAUCUUCAAGAACAUGAGCACCGCGUUCCUCCCGCACUGGGAGCGCCUCCUCUCCUUCUACGAGGCCUUCGUCCGCAACCCCGACCCCACCCAGCGCCAAUGGGCCAUCUGCAUCUUCGACGACGUCCUCGAGUUCUGCGGGCCCCAGUCCUUCGCUUACAGCCGCCUCAUCAUGGAGCCGCUCGUCAACGGCGUGCAGGACGAGUUCCCCGCGAACCGCCAGGCCGCUGCGUACGGCGUCGGCGUUGCCGCGCAGAAGGGCGGCCCGCAGUGGGCGGAGUUCGUGGCGGGUGCGAUGCCGCUACUGUUCGGGGUGGUGCAGCGGGCAGACGCACGCGGCGAGGAUGAGGUGUAUGCGACGGAGAACGCGUCGGCGGCGAUCGCGAAGAUCUUGCAUUUCAAUGGGUCGAAGGUCACGAAUGCGGAGGAGGUGGCGGCGCGAUGGAUCGAUACGUUGCCGAUUGUGAACGACGAGGAAGCGGCGCCGUACGGAUAUGGAUUCCUAGCUGAGUUAAUUGACAGACAAACCCCUGCCGUCUACACCCAAGCCCCCAAAUGCUUCACCUUCAUCACGCAAGCCCUCGAAGCCGAAACCCUCCAAGGUGCCACCGCGGUGCGCGUCGUCGCCGCCGCCAAGAAGCUCGUCGCCGCCACCGGCAUGGACGCCAACGCGGCGCUGAGCACCAUGUCCGAAGAGACGCAAGCCACGGUUCGCGCGAUGUUUGCGUAGACGAGAGCUAACGGUGGGUAUAGGUCGGAUGCGGCGGUGGAGAAGCGUGUCAGUUAUGUGGAUUAUGGGGAUGAUGCGAGG
Messenger RNA from Eremomyces bilateralis CBS 781.70, 3676 nucleotides. RefSeq names its product ARM repeat-containing protein. The coding region runs from base 311 to 3595 and encodes 1094 amino acids. Gene Ontology annotation, molecular function: small GTPase binding; nuclear import signal receptor activity; DNA binding. Gene Ontology annotation, biological process: protein import into nucleus. Gene Ontology annotation, cellular component: nucleus; cytoplasm. Lineage: Eukaryota; Fungi; Ascomycota; Dothideomycetes; Eremomycetales; Eremomycetaceae. The transcript has 5 exons. The record is from RefSeq and is a predicted model, not a curated record.